GGGUAGCGCGAGACUCCUUGCGGGUUUCGCUCUCGGGCGCCCUGAGGUCGACUGUCUCCCAGAAUGCCUGAGUCCUUUCCCCGUCUGUGUGUUGGCGGUCAGCCACAGUCGCCGAUGCAGAGGUUGAGGACGGCAGACUCCCGACACCAUGCCCUCUGGCCCUCACUAGAAAGCGUUGUGGGAGGGGGUAGAAAGAAAAAAGACCAGUGCUAGUAGAAGGCAGGCAGGGAAUAAGGAAGAGGGUGUGACCCACGCAGCCACAUCUCUUAAUGUGCUCUAUCUGGAACAGAUCUUGGCCCUUUUCAAGCACUCCUGAUGCCUCAUUUGCCUUUGGGCUAUUUUCGAUCACCAGUCUGGGGGCUGAGGCCCUUAGAGGGCCUCCCCAGGUUCCGUGCCCUCUCUACCCACUCAAAGCCCCAUGGAUCCUCCAUCUCCCGAAAGAACCAUGAAGCCAAACAGAAGCGCCAGCGAGAGAAGCAGGCGGCGCUGGAGGCUGGGAUAGCCCGAAAGAACAAGGUUAGGGAUCAGCUUGUCCUUGGUUCUUUGAGAAAACUUUGGACGGGGCUGGAAGAGACUGGUUGGAUUCAGAUGCCUGGGCUGGAAAUUGUAUUUCCCCACCCCCCGGUUUUUGGUCAUUCUUUCCAGUCACCUGCAGAAUCCAGUAAGGCCUGGACUCCCAAGGAGGUAGUGUUGUAUGAAAUCCCCACGGAACCGGGUAAAAAGAAAGAUGUCUCCCGGCUUCUGCCUCCUGCAUACAGCCCUCAAUAUGUUGAGGCUGCCUGGUACUCUUGGUGGGUGCGAGAGGGCUUCUUCAAACCAGAGUAUCAGACCAAGCUGCCUCAGGCUACAGGGGAGACCUUCUCCAUGUGUAUCCCACCUCCCAAUGUCACUGGCUCCCUACAUAUCGGGCAUGCACUGACGGUGGCCAUACAGGAUGCUCUGGUGCGCUGGCACCGGAUGUGUGGGGAUCAGGUGCUGUGGGUUCCUGGCUCAGAUCAUGCAGGAAUUGCUACACAAGCUGUGGUGGAGAAGCAACUGUGGAAGGAGAGAGGAGUGAGGAGACACGAGCUGAGCCGGGAAGAAUUCCUUAGGGAGGUGUGGAAGUGGAAGGAGGAGAAAGGUGGAGAGAUCAGUGAGCAGCUCCAAGCUCUGGGGGCCUCCCUGGACUGGGACCGAGAGUGCUUCACUAUGGAUGCUGGCUCCUCGGUCGCCGUGACUGAAGCUUUUGUGCGACUCUACGAGGCAGGCUUGUUGUACCGGGGCCAGCAGCUUGUCAACUGGUCCUGCGCUUUAAGAUCAGCCAUCUCGGAUAUUGAGGUGGAGAGCCGGCCGCUUCCUGGCCGCACGGAGCUUCGACUGCCUGGCUGCCCCAGCCCUGUGUCUUUUGGCCUCCUCGUUUCUGUGGCCUUCCCUGUGGAUGGAGAGCCUGAUGCAGAGGUUGUAGUGGGAACCACAAGGCCAGAGACAUUGCCUGGAGAUGUGGCUGUGGCUGUUCAUCCUGACGACUCUCGAUACAUGCAUUUGCAUGGACGACAGCUUCGUCACCCCUUGACUGGGCAGCUUCUCCCCCUCAUCACAGACUCUGCUGUUCAGCCACAUGUGGGCACAGGGGCAGUGAAGGUGACUCCGGCACAUAGCCCUGCUGAUGCUGAGCUGGGGGCCCGGCACAGCUUGAGCCCCCUGAGUGUCAUUGCAGAGGAUGGGACCAUGACCUCCCUCUGCGGGGACUGGCUGCAGGGUCUUCACCGAUUUGUGGCCCGAGAGAAGAUUAUGUCUGCGUUGAGGGAGCGGGGCCUGUUCCGAGGCAUCCAGAGCCACCCCAUGGUGCUUCCUAUUUGCAGCCGUUCUGGGGAUGUGGUUGAAUACCUACUGAAGAGCCAGUGGUUUGUCCGCUGCCAGGAGAUGGGGGACCGAGCUGCGCAGGCUGUGGAGUCAGGGGCUCUAGAGCUCAGUCCAUCCUUCCACCAGAAGAACUGGCAGCACUGGUUUUCCCACAUCGGGGACUGGUGUGUCUCCCGGCAGCUGUGGUGGGGCCAUCAGAUUCCCGCCUACCUGGUGGUGGAGGGGCACACGAAGGGUGAUAAAGGAGACUGUUGGGUGGUUGGGCGGACAGAGGCCGAGGCCAGAAAAAUAGCUGCAGAACUGACAGGGAAACCAGGAGCAGAGCUGACCCUGCAGAGGGAUCCUGAUGUCCUGGACACAUGGUUCUCUUCAGCUCUUUUCCCCUUUGCUGCCCUGGGUUGGCCCCAAGAGACCCCAGACCUCGCUCGUUUCUACCCCCUGUCACUUUUGGAAACGGGCAGUGACCUUCUGUUGUUCUGGGUGGGCCGCAUGGUCAUGUUGGGGACCCAGCUCACAGGGCAGCUCCCCUUCAGCAAGGUGCUCCUUCAUUCCAUGGUUCGGGACAGGCAGGGCCGGAAGAUGAGCAAGUCCCUGGGGAAUGUGUUGGACCCACGAGACAUCAUCCAUGGGGUGGACCUGCAGGUGCUGCAGGCAAAGCUGAGGGAUGGGAACUUGGACUCCACAGAGCUGGCGAUCGCGACUGCAGCACAAAGAAAGGACUUCCCUCAUGGGAUCCCUGAGUGUGGGACAGAUGCCCUGCGAUUCGCCCUGUGCUCCCAUGGGGCCUUAGGGGGCGACUUGAACCUGUCUGUCUCUGAGGUCCUGAGUUCACGGCAUUUCUGCAACAAAAUCUGGAAUGCCCUGCGCUUUAUCCUCAAUGCCUUAGGGGAGAAAUUCGUACCCCAGCCUGCAGAGGAGCUGUCCCCCUCGUCCCCCAUGGACGCCUGGAUCCUGAGCCGUCUUGCCCAUACUGCCCAGGAGUGUGAGCGAGGCUUCCUUGCUCGAGAGCUCUCACUUAUCACCCAUGCCCUACACCACUUCUGGCUCCACAACCUCUGUGAUGUCUACUUGGAGGCUAUAAAGCCAGUGCUGUCGCACUCGCCCCAUCCCCGAGACCCCCUUCAGGUCCUGUUCUCCUGUGCUGAUGUCGGUCUCCGCCUCCUCGCCCCAAUCAUGCCCUUUCUGGCUGAAGAGCUCUGGCAGAGGCUGCCCCCCAGGCCUGGCGGCAGCUCUGCCCCUAGCAUCUGUGUUGCUCCCUAUCCCACUGCCCACAGCCUGGAGCACUGGCGCCAGCCAGAGCUGGAGCAGCACUUCUCCCGGGUCCAGGAGGCUGUGCAGGCACUGAGGGCUUUCCGAGCCACAUACCAGCUCACCAAGGCCCGGCCCCGAGUGCUGCUGCAGAGCUCAGAGCCUGGAGAGCAGGGCCUCUUUGAGGCCUUCCUGGAGCCCCUGGGCACCCUGGGCCGCUGUGGGGUCAUGGGCCUCUUACCCCCAGGUGUUGCGGCGCCUUCCGGCUGGGCCCAGGCCCCACUCAGUGACACCACUCAGGUGUACAUGGAGCUGCAGGGCCUGGUGGACCCCCAGGCCCAUCUGUCUCUGCUAGCUGCCCGAAGACACAAGUUGCAGAAGCAGCUUGAUGGCCUCAUGGCCUGGACCCCAUCAGAGGGAGAGGCGGACACUAAGAGGCAGCAGAGGCUUUCUUCCCUCCAGUUGGACUUGUCGAAGCUGGACAAGGCGGCCUCUCACCUCCGGCAGCUGAUGGAUGCAUAUCCCGGCCCUGGGGAGCUCUGAGCGCCAGCUCACUCUUGGGGAGAAAAAAACCUUGCCUAGGGGGACAAACAUCUGGCAGCUGUUGGCAUUGAUGGCGUCUCUGAGACCAUGUGGCUCACCUCUCUCAUUUCAUAAAUGGGGAAACAGAUUGGCUUGGUCGGUGUCACUGGGUGUCCUCGAGAUGCUGACAUUCCUGCCCAGCCUCCCUCCUAUGUAGUCCCACCUGGAAGUUUAGGAAUGAGAUAAACUUUUAAAAUCCCAAACAUUGGGGCACCUGGGUGGCUC
This is a messenger RNA of Enhydra lutris kenyoni (northern sea otter), 3897 nucleotides long. Its product is annotated as valyl-tRNA synthetase 2, mitochondrial. Lineage: Eukaryota; Metazoa; Chordata; Mammalia; Carnivora; Mustelidae. Gene Ontology annotation, molecular function: ATP binding; valine-tRNA ligase activity; aminoacyl-tRNA deacylase activity. The transcript has 28 exons. The record is from RefSeq and is a predicted model, not a curated record. The coding region runs from base 316 to 3633 and encodes 1105 amino acids. Gene Ontology annotation, biological process: valyl-tRNA aminoacylation. Gene Ontology annotation, cellular component: cytosol.